Molecule: messenger RNA, 1970 nt
Organism: Closterium sp. NIES-67
Lineage: Eukaryota; Viridiplantae; Streptophyta; Zygnematophyceae; Desmidiales; Closteriaceae
Source: the annotation of a GenBank genome assembly
ACGUCGCUUGCCCUAGCAGCUCGUACUGUAGCUCAGCGCUACAACAAACACACAUUCCCUAUCAACCGAUCCUUAUCACCCCUCUUUUGAAGGCUGCCUUGCCAUUCGCCGCACACUCCCCAUGCAACCACCAGUAGUUUCACUCUCUCUCUCCUGGUUUCCUGGUGUGGCCUGUACCAUAGAAGGUGUCGAGAUGUCGCCAGGCCUUUCUGUGGCUCCACGUCAUGUCGCCCUAGAGCUGUCGUUCGGCAUUCCCUGGGUUAGUCCUCUAGCCGCGUCGGUAGUUAGAGCAUGAGGAUCAGCAAUCGGCAUGUAGGAAUAAGGUCAGGAUUUAGGGAGCGGAGCGGAAGUAGCCUCUCUGCCAACGACUAAAUUUGGCGUCGUGAGAAGUAGCUUUUCUACUAAAUAAAAACCGCGUUUCUACUAAAUAAAAAACGUGUGAUAAUAAUAUCGUCUUCACACGUUUGAAACAGUGGACAUUUUAGCACUCCGGAUCGCGUCAGUUCGACACAAUGGGGAACCUAGAACCGCUUCUCGUCGUUCCCUCGCCUAAGACCGACGCGACGCGGUCGUCAACUCAAGCCUUACAUGCGAUAACGCUCUCAUGUGGAUCUCUCGCAAAGGCGUCGUCUCCCAGCCGUCCCCUCCGGGCGUUCGUGUCGCUCAUCGUGCUUUCCGCCAUGCUCCUCGUCGUAUUCUUCUUCAACUAUGCCUUUAUCGCGUCUAGCGUGUCCCCGUUAGUGACUUUCCUUGAUAAAGCAACGGAUUUAGAAGGUCCCGAGAAGGCCGGCGCGUCUUAUUUAGGGAACGUGAUGGUCGAGUAUGGUCGGAAGAAGCAACCGCUGCCGAAACAGCAGGGCGAACACGCAUCCACGCAGCAGCAGCAACAGCUGCAGCAGCAGCAGCAACAGCGGGGGUGGAGGAGGAAACAACCCGGAAGGAUCGCGUUCCUGUUCAUGACACGUGGCCCUCUGCCGCUCGCGCCCCUGUGGGAGAGAUUCUUCAAGGGCCACGAGGGGCGCUUCUCCAUCUACGUCCACGCGGCGGACCUCUCCUUCCGCUUCCCCCGCAACUUCUCCGCGCUCUUCCGCGACCGCAUCAUCCGCAGCGGCAAGGUGGCAUGGGGCGAGAUGUCCAUGGUGGACGCGGAGCGGCGGCUGCUGACAGCGGCCCUCAAGGAGCGAACCAACCAACACUUCGUGCUCGUGUCCGAGGCGUGCAUCCCCCUGUGGGACUUCGACACCAUCGCCACGUACAUCAACUCCACCUCCUCCUCCUUCGUUGACGCGUACCGCGACCCGUACAACAAGUCGUUUGAGCGGUACUUGUGGCACAUCUACAUGCCCACUAUAAGAAGACGGGACUUCGUUAAAGGCAACCAGUGGUUCAUCCUGCAGCGGCGCCACGCGCAGAUGGUGGUGACGGACAAGGACCACUAUGAUGCGCACAACCGCACAUGCGCGUUUCGAAUACAAUGGGGGCGGUAUUGCUGUGCCGACGAGCACUACAUACAGACGCUGCUGCAUGUGAAGGACCCCCACGGCAUCUCGUAUUACCCCACCACCUUCACGGACUGGCGGCUCAACCAGUACCACCCCAUGCUCUACCACCGCCAAAACCUCACUGCCAACAUGGUCACGCUCAUGAAGACCACUCAGCAGUACAUUCAGUUCCGGUCCUUCUGGCGGGACUUAAAGAGUAACUACACUCACAUAUUAAACAAGUCAGCUCCUCAGCCCCCCAAGACGAUUGAAAAUGGAUUUUGUGUUUUGCAAGGGAAGCCCCGCAAUUGCUUUCUGUUCGCACGGAAGUUUCACAAGUCUUCACUUCAUUUUUUCCAAAAGAGAUCCAAAGAACUACUAGGGUUCUAAUAAGACCCAUCAAUGACCUUGUUGGGCCUAAUUGUUGUGCUCAUGGUUAGAAUGUACGUCAUAACGUUUAUGCUAUAUUACAAAGUUAAGGCCUGGCUU